AUGUGGCUGCGUUUGACGCGCUUCGUCCGUUUCGCGGCGAACAACGCCGGGGUUAGGCAGACAGUCAAAAAAGACGCGGCGAAGCAAGGCGCCGGAGUCGCUGAAGCGGUGGCCAAGAAUGCAGGGGAAACGGCUGCGAAGGCCGCGGAGGAAGUGAAAGGUAAAGCUGAGGCGUCUCUCUUCGCGUCUUCUUGGGAGCGCUUCAAAAAGUACGGAAUGACCACGCAUUUCUGGGGCCCGAUCGCGAACUGGGGACUGGUCCUCGCUGGGUUGUCUGACAUGCAGAAAUCGCCGGAAAUCAUCAGUGAAAGAAUGACAACUGUUUUGUGUAUCUACAGUCUGCUCUUCAUGCGUUUCGCCUACAUGGUGCAGCCGCGAAAUUACCUCCUUUUCACCUGUCACUUCUGCAAUGAAGGCGUCCAACUCACUCAGCUCUUCCGGAAGCUAAAGUACAACUCAGAGCGAGCCGAAAAAUCCGCCAAAGCUUGA
Neospora caninum is the source of this 489-nucleotide messenger RNA. Its product is annotated as cDNA, FLJ92180, highly similar to Homo sapiens brain protein 44 (BRP44), mRNA, related. Gene Ontology annotation, cellular component: mitochondrial inner membrane. The transcript has a single exon. The record is from RefSeq and is a predicted model, not a curated record. The coding region runs from base 1 to 489 and encodes 162 amino acids. NCBI's taxonomy places the organism in Eukaryota, Apicomplexa, Conoidasida, Eucoccidiorida, Sarcocystidae. Gene Ontology annotation, biological process: pyruvate import into mitochondria.